UGGAAAAUGUCAUGCUUUUAUCAUAAAAUGCACAAUACCGUUUAUAUAUGAGUUUAUCAGCUGUACUAAAAGAGCAUUCACAUUCACACUGUCCAAUGUACCCAAGCUUUUAUUUACAUUUAACACAUUGAAAUGAAAUCUGGAAACGAGGCAUAAUAUGAAAAAAGUAAUGCAUUUAUUAAAUCAUUGAUAAGGGAUUUCAUCUUUAAUAUGUAAUACAAUAUAGUAUACUGUAUAUUUAGCAAGCCCACUGUUUAAUAACACCCCUUUAACCUUCUACACCCCAGUGUCAUCCCAUCCUAAUGUCCUGUCCACCUCCAUAUUGAGUACAACCACCUGAACAAUUAAUAUUCCUAAUGUCUAUAAAGGAUUCCCAGAAAUUAAGAAUGGGAUGAAGUUGAACGUUCGGCAGUGGUCAAACUGGAACUAACUGGCUGUACUGUCCACCCAGGCUCUAUCUAUGGAACUCUGGAAUCCCCUCUGCUUCAGAACACCCUCAAGAGUCUUUCUCAUUGGCUGAGUGCUCCUGUCACUUGGCAUCACACUCAGCCACACCCCCUCAGCCUUUAUCAGACUUUUAGAUACAGCAAGAGAUCGGUGUGCCUGUCUCUUAUGAACCUGAAUGAGUGAAAGCAUGCUGUCUGAAAUUACUUGUGACAUUUCCAGGAGCCCUUUUAGCUUCCAUUAGUAACCACCAUACUGGAACUUUAUAAGUAUUGUUUUUUGAAAAUUUCAAGGACUACAAUAACUGGCUAAAUAUACAUACAUGUGUACAUACAUACAUAUACAUUUAUGUAUUCAUUUUUUUUUUUUUAAUAAAAAGGCUGAACACAGCAGGCAAGUCUCUCCAGAGUGGAUUACCAGUGCCUGUGUGCUGUGUGAGAUGUAACCUGAAGCACUGUCAAACAGCAGAGUGAGAGCUGCAAGCAGGAUAGAUGCCGGUCUUGGUCAUCACACCCAUGGAAUACAAUGACGUGAACCAAUAGCCAGAAUGGAUGAUGCGAUGGAAGUGCGGACUGAUGGCAACUCCCUGCUGAAAGCGGUCUACCUCUGCAGGCUGCGCCUCACCCGGCUGCUCCUGGAAGGGGGCGCCUAUAUAAACGAGAGCAACGAGCGUGGGGAGACCCCUUUAAUGAUUGCCUGCAAAACCAAGCAUGUGGACCAGCAGAGCGUCAGCAAGGCUAAAAUGGUGAAGUACCUCCUGGAGAACAGCGCCGACCCCAACAUCCAAGACAAGACGGGGAAGACGGCACUCAUGCAUGCCUGCCUGGAGAGGGCAGGGGUGGAGGUGGUGUCCCUGCUCUUGAAGAGCGGAGCCGAUCCCAGCCUGGACGACCACUCAAGCAGCUCAGCCCUGGUGUACGCUGUCAACUCGGAAGACAAAGACACCCUGAAAGUCCUCCUAGAUGCCUGCAAGGCUAGGGGCAAAGAGGUCAUUAUCAUCACCACGGACAAGUCGCUAUCAGGGAGGCAGAUGACCAAGCAGUACCUGAACGUGCCUCCCCCUCCAGACCUCGACGACAGGCAUUCCCCAAUCCCUUGCAUGUCUCCAUCAGAGAUCGAGCUGAAAACCACCUCUCCGUUAUCCACCUGCACUGACCAGGAACCGCACUUGUUCAACUUCAAAGACCAAGGACCUCACUCUAACGGCAAAGGUUUGUCACAGCCUGGUUCCCCCACCAGAAAGCCCAGCCCAGCCCGUGGGGUCGCCAAGCUGCUCCACCUGCAGCGUCUCCACUCCGAACCCUGGCUGAAGAUCCCCCAGUCCCUCCUCCACCAGAACAAAGCCAUGUCCUUAAAUGAAGACCUGCAAGACAUCACCCCGGAGGAAGAGGUCAACAGGCUACCCUUCCUCAAGCAGCAUGUCACCCGGCACCAGAGCAUCGACGUGAAGGACACCAACGGCUUGCUGAAGACCUUAGAGCAGGUGCCCAGGAAGAUGUCCUACGAUGAGAUUUACUCCCACUCCUCUCACGUCGAUGCCUGCCGGAACAGCAGCGCCGUCCCUGUAGACCAGGACCCCGAUUCCGUUCAGAUCCUCGCUGUGUCGAGCCUGAGAAACAUUGUCCAGAGACGCAACAUCGGAGUGGAUCACUACAGCUCGGAUUCCCAGCUCCCUGUGUACACCACACCUGUGGCCAGCGAAGACAGCAAGGGGCUUCUGGAGAAGAAGCUCAUCUCCAUGCGGUCUUCCACCAUGUCCAGCUCGAGGGAGUCUCUGGAGAACGUGUGCGCUGCUUCAGUGAGCAGGAGGCACCCGGGGGUGUUGGAGCGCAGGGGGUCGGGAGCCUUGCUUUUAGAUCACAUUUCUCACACGAGGCCAGGCUACCUCCCUCCUCUCAACCCCCACCCACCAAUCCCAGACAUCGGGGCCAACAAUAACAAGCCUGCUGGGGUCAUCUCUGGUGGCCCCAAACCCCUUAUUCCCACCGCGCCUGCCUUCCCAAAGGAUCUCAAAGCUAAGAAAAUGCUGCUACGGAGACACUCGAUGCAGACUGAACAGAUUAAACAGCUAGUUAAUUUUGAGGAGAUUUUCGGUCAUUAAUUUGUGAAGAUUGAGCCAUUGUCUUUGAUUGUAAAAUAUACAUUCCAUAGCAUUUUGUGUGCUCUUAUUUCUGCUGUAGUGCAUCUGUUCCUGUUUGCUAUUAAGUAUGACAUCUCAUUUUGUUACAAACAUUGUACGGGACCCAAAGAGAAGGUGACCAUAUGGCUUUGUGUUCAGCGGGACAGUUUGGGAUAGUUCAGGCUUUUCAACUCACAACCCAAUGCAUUCUGGUGUAGUCCUGCUUCUCUUAAAGACAGGUAAAACAGAGUUUAUUUUGUUGGGUAGGGUGUGUGGCCCCUCCCUAUCUGAAUCAGGUCAGAAUGGCACUAGUUAUCAUAAGAAUGUGAUAACACUGAUGAUGGCACAGGGCUGAAUGGCACCAGUUAUUAUAAGAAUGUGAUAACACUGAUGAUAGCACAGGGCUGAAUGGCACCAGUUAUUAUAACAAUGUGAUAACACUGAUGAUGGCACAGGGCUGAAUGUUUAAGACUCAUAGUCUAUGGAUGAUCAAUCAAUCAAUCAAAUGAUAUAUUCCAUGCCAAGACUUUUCCUAAUACUUUAAUGUUGUUAUUUAAUAAAUAUUUAAGUAUUUGGAAUAUUAGUCUUGCACCUGUGCAGAUACGUAAAGGGAAUGCUGCACAUUCUGAAUAAUUCAAACUUCAUUUGCAAAGAUGAUUAUUUAUUAUGUAUUGUAAAAUAUAUCAUUUAAUAAAUUAUGUAACUAUAUUUAAAACAAUUGUUUUGCCUCUGUAGAAUGGUGAUUAUGCAUAUCCAAUGAUUUUGAGAACUGACUAUCAAAACAUUCACCCCUGUAAAAGUUUACCUUAGUAACAAAAUGUAAUAAAGCAUUGUAAAAUACACAGUAUAACUACUGGAAAAGCAUGGUCAAACUAAAAAUGGUUGCACUACUUUUACAAGGGCAGUACCAUACAGAUUCAAUUUAGAAGGUGAUCAUUUGAACCUGUGAUAGCUAGUCUCCCACCUCCUCAGAUAUUUGAAUAUUUUGUUCACCUAAAAAACAACUGGUCAUUUCCAUAACAGAAAAAAAAUGUACUGGAAAAAAGUUGUUAUUUUUGGUUUUGCAUGUGACAAAAACACACACAGUAAAACCGACUGGGUUUAUUGUUGGUUUUGAGACAACACAUGUUAAGACAAUAGAAGUUACUGUUAGUCCUCACUAUUCUUUCUUGUCUCGCUAGUCUUGCUUGACUUUGUUUUCAUUGGGUCUUUAUGAGAUAAAAAAAAAAAAAAAUUCAAUCUCCUUGUUUUUCCAUUCUUUGUCACUGAAAAUAAAAUCACCCCUUAAUUUAAAUAAAGGAGAACUUAAAAUGUGCUAAGGAAGUCAGGAGUUGUCCCCACUUAAUAACCCCCUUAAGCACUCCCUGAACCCACAGUGGAGUGAAAUAAAGAAGUAAACACACCUUUCAACAUGUAUGACAAGUAAGGGGAAUUAAAAUAAGAUUAACGGAAGAAUGACCUUAACAUUAGUAGCAUUCUUGAGAUCGACCAAUAAAAAGAAGGUGACUUUCAGGGGGAGAUGAAGGGAUCUGGCUCCAGAAUGGGUAUGGUGGUAAACUGGUCAGUUCCCACCGAACCCCAGGCUAGCGUUUCUAAUCAAAUCCAUGCAGUCCAUGCACAGGCCGCAGCACUCUGACAGCUCUAUAUACACAAGAUAUCGCUGCGUUUGUCAAGUCUGGCUGUGUACACGAACCAUGAGAACCUCAACGCAGCACCCUGCUGCAGCACCACCCAAAGCUAAUGUCAGUCUGAUAACAUUCAAAGUCAAAUAACGCAGCAAUUCCCUCGUUUCCAAUUGAAAUACAGAACCCUACAAACAAUAGAGCUUAUCUCGCAUGUUGUCUUGCACAGCAGGUCAAACAGAAAGCUAUGUAUAGCAACAACAAACCCUGUUGGAGGCACAAAAGAUCUCAAUUGCUGUCUAUCACUUACGUGUUUUUGUGAGUUUGAACUUGUUUGAACUUGUUCUGCUAAAUAUUAUUCCGUCAUGCCAUGCUGUUUUUAUUUGAUUUCUAGAGAACGAAAAAAUAAAAAAAAUUGUGUUUAAAUGAAAAGGUGUACAAUAUCGCCCACUUUACACACACUGGGAUGUACGUGUUUACUUGGAUCUGUAAUCUACUGAGGAGAAAAUGAGAAACAAACAACU
Messenger RNA from Acipenser ruthenus (sterlet), 4709 nucleotides. Its product is annotated as ankyrin repeat domain-containing protein 34B-like. Gene Ontology annotation, molecular function: protein binding. Bases 992 to 2545 code for a protein of 517 amino acids. NCBI's taxonomy places the organism in Eukaryota, Metazoa, Chordata, Actinopteri, Acipenseriformes, Acipenseridae. The record is from RefSeq and is a predicted model, not a curated record. The transcript is spliced from 2 exons.